GGAGCGAGGGAGAGAGAGAGAAAGUGAAAUAGAGAGAGGGAGUAAGAGAGCGAGAGGGAGGGAGAAACAGCAAUAAGGAGAGGGAGUGAGAGAGAGCGAGGGAGAGGAGCAGCUGCACUCUCACACAGCAGCACAGUCAGUCCCGGAGUGUGACCACAGACGGGAGGCAUAGCGGAGCGUGCCGUGCAGGAGGACACGGGACCAGUGCAGUAGCUGCCAUGUUUCCAAACGGAGUAUAGACUACAGGCGCACGGGGUCAAAGCAACGGUCAGACGGAGGAAUAAAAUGCAAGAUCUCGCAACGCGGAACUUCAGCACAAAUUCCACGCAGAGACGACGUCCGCAGUAGCUCAUUUACGAAGAAACUCUCGAAGAUCCGACCGGAUACCAUGGUGAUUAAUCACUUUCUGGUGCUCCUGCUCCUCUCCUUCUCCCACCUGAUUUCCACUGUGCCUCUGUCGAGUGGGAGUAACAGAAAUGUGUUCAACAAGUUUGCCUCACCAACGGAGAAAGAGGGGAAGGUGUUGCAACGCACCAAGAGAGGCUGGAUGUGGAAUCAUUUCUUUCUCCUGGAGGAGUAUGCAGGCUCAGACUUCCAAUAUGUCGGCAAGCUUCACUCAGACCAGGACCGAGGCGAUGGCACGGUGAAGUACGUCCUAUACGGGGAUGGGGCCGGCUCCCUGUUCCUGAUCGACGAGAACUCGGGGGACAUCCACGCCACCAAGAGGCUGGACCGCGAGGAGAAGGCCUUCUACACGCUCCGUGCCCAGGCCGUGAGCAAGCGCACAGGCCGGCCACUCGAACCCGAGUCCGAGUUCAUCAUCAAGAUCCACGACAUCAACGACAAUGAACCCAAGUUCUCCAAGGAGACGUACUUGGCCAGCGUCCCCGAGAUGUCCGAUGUCGGUACGUUCGUGGUGCAGGUUACCGCCAUGGAUGCUGACGAUGAGCAAUAUGGAAACAGCGCAAAGCUUGUUUACAGCAUCCUCCAGGGACAGCCGUACUUCUCCAUCGAGUCAGAAACAGGCAUCAUCCGGACGGCUCUAUCCAACAUGAACCGGGAGAACAGGGAGAAGUACCAAGUGGUGAUCCAGGCCAAGGACAUGGCGGGUCAGAUGGGGGGUCUCUCAGGAACCACCACCAUAAACAUCACCCUCUCGGACGUCAACGACAGCCCGCCGCGAUUCCCGCAUAGUUCUUACCAUCUGUCCGUUUUGGAAUCGGUGGAGAUCGGGUCAACGGUGGGACGGAUAAAAGCCAACGAUGCGGACAUUGGGGAGAACGCGGAAAUCCACUACAGCAUCAUGGAUGGUGAUGGGCAGGACAUGUUCACCAUCGUCACUGACCGAAUAACUCAGGAAGGCAUCAUCACUGUUAAGAAGUCACUGGACUAUGAAAGCAAGAGGAUAUACACCUUGAAAGUGGAGGCCAGCAACACCCAUCUGGACCACCGGUUCCUGCACCUGGGUCCAUUCAAGGACACGGCAACGGUGAAGGUGACGACGCAGGACGUGGACGAGCCGCCGGUGUUCAGCAGGAACCCCUACAUCAUCGAGGUGCAUGAGGAUACGGCGGCAGGGAGCCUCAUCGGGGGCGUGACUGCCUGGGACCCAGACUCGGCCAAUCACCCGGUCAAGUACUCCAUCGACCGGCACACUGAUCUGGACCGGCUGUUUAAUAUCGAAUCUAGCAAUGGGACUAUCACAACGUUACAGGCCCUGGACAGAGAAAUGUCAAAAUGGCACAACAUUUCAGUCGUGGCCACGGAAAUAAAUAAUCCCCGUCAGACCACUCGAGUUCCCGUCUUCAUUAAGGUCCUGGACGUCAACGACAAUGCUCCGGAGUUCGCGAUGUUUUACGAAACCUUUGUGUGUGAAAACGUCAAAGCGGGUCAGCUGAUACAGACAAUAAGCGCUGUGGACACGGAUGAACCUCUCGUUGGGCACAAGUUCGCCUUCAGCCUGAGUUCCACCAAUCCCAACUUCACGAUUUUUGACAACGAAGAUAACACAGCCCGGAUCCUUACCAGACGGGGUGGAUUCAGUCGGAGAGAGACUAGCGUCUACCUGCUGCCGGUCAUCAUCUCGGACAACGAUUACCCUAUCCAGAGCAGCACGAGCACUCUAACCAUUGGCGUGUGUGCAUGUGACAGCCGGGGAAAUAUGCAGUCAUGCAGCACGGAGGCGCUGCUGCGCUCAGCCGGGCUCAGCACGGGAGCCCUGGUGGCCAUCUUGCUCUGUGUCAUCAUCCUCCUCAGUUCAGGUCUGGAGGACUCCCACUUCGAAGCUUCCCACGUCCCUCUCCAGAGUUCUGAAUGACGCAAAAUGGAAUCCUGCCUGGCAGUAAUUCUCCAUGGAGGAAUAUCUCAAGUUAUACAUUUCCUAAAAAGCAAUUAUGACGCAUUCCCCAUUUAGGAUCAUCUCAAGUAAUGAAUUUGCCGGAAAGUAAAAGCAAUCGUGACUCUAUUUUCCGUUUAGGAACAAUUCAAGUUACGAAUUAGCAAAGAAAGAAAAAAGAAGAGCGAUGACUCAGUGUAGCCUUUGCAGUAAUGCUGCACGGCGGCAGGGUAUUGGGACAGACGUCACACCACACCACCCCAGCCCACCAGAGUACAGUCUCUUGAAGGCAAAUUCAAAGGGGAAUGCCAAGCUCAGCAAUGACUGAUUACAGGAGCGGGCUUUUUGUGGCAGGUGGUCUGAAGUCAGAGGAUGGGGUGCUUACCUACAUGACCCCUCCCCCCACCAAGGCGAUCCCGCUGGCUGGCAGAUUCCUCAGACCUAACAUUUCACAGCCUGUUUGCACAUCGUUGGAUCUGCCGUGCUCAGGGGCCCCAGCUUAAUGCUGAUUGGCCACCAGAGUUUCCCAUUCCCCGUCACUCCCUGAUUCGAAACAUUUCAUUGGCUAAUGAUAAGGUCGGCCUCACUGCAUGAAUUACGGCCAUCUGUUACACGGUGGUAGUCGACUCCUGGUGGUGGGCUGCGGCAUUUGUGUAGGGUAUUUCACGCACCAUGAGCACACAGAAGCGUGAGCCAACCCCUUUCCUCCUCUUCAUUUCACACACUGGUGCCUGGCUAUACCUGCGACCCAUAUCUAUACUGACAUCUUCAGCCCACCGCUGCUGCUGCCCUGCCUGUGGAUAGCUUAUUGACAGCCCCCCUCCAGCCCCUUGUAAAGACCCCCCCCCUCCCCCAUCAACAGGAGAUUCAUAGCAACGGCCCGUUCUCCUCGAGUGAUCCGAUCUGUGUUAUCGCUGGUGUGUACGUGCGCCGGCAUAUGCGGCAGUUAACAGUGUCCACCACUCCUGUGAAAAUAUUGCCAGGGCUGCUCAUCAGUCUGUGGCGGCCCUGCCUGCCCCAGGCACCCCUGAAGAAUCGUCCAAUUCCGUCGUAUCCAGCAGCGACAAAAGGCAGCCGGGGCGUAACCACGGCAGCCUUGCCUCCUGCCUCCGGUUAGAAAGGCCGACACACUGAUUUCUAAGGAAGGCUCCCCGGCUCGCUCGACCUUGUAAUUAACACCUGAGUGGACAGCCGUGGAUCCUUCUAGAAGCCAUGGACAGGGGAAAACAAGCAUUCAGAAAUAUGGGAGGGGAGCAUCUGUGGUCUGUCACAAAACAAUACAAUGCUAUAAAAGAGGGAAAGUAAAUAGAAAGCUGCUUUAUCACAAGUGCAAGGUUUGAAUGGCUUGAAUGCCUGUCUGAAUUGAAACACUGUUUCAGUGCGGACGUGCUGUGAUAAAAAUAUGGAGCAAGCCUCUCGGCUUAUACUGUACUUUAAAAUUCAUGAGCUGAGCCAGCUGGCUGGGAAAUGAAUUUAUCAGUAAUAGCAGAUUAGUCUUUCCUCCAUGAAUCCGCAAUGCUCCUAAACGUAGUGCCGUGUGUUUUUGAAAUAUGGGCUCCAGCAUCUUUUCCCCAGCGUGACGUGUCAAUAAAGACUCUGUUGUGCGCUUUGAUGCAUUUCAUCUCCAGACCUCUAGGGGGCGCUGUGGGCGCUUUAGGACAAAGCAAGCCCCUAA
Molecule: messenger RNA, 4010 nt
Organism: Brienomyrus brachyistius
Lineage: Eukaryota; Metazoa; Chordata; Actinopteri; Osteoglossiformes; Mormyridae
Product: cadherin-10-like
Exons: 12
Coding region: 389-2317 (642 amino acids)
Biological process (GO): cell-cell junction assembly; cell morphogenesis; multicellular organism development
Cellular component (GO): adherens junction; plasma membrane; catenin complex
Molecular function (GO): cadherin binding; calcium ion binding
Source: RefSeq, a predicted model, not a curated record